AUGUCAGAACACGUCACCCAUGCCGGGAUGGGCCGGGACUCAAUCGAAGACAUUGAAAUACAAGCAACUUCGUCAAAUCACACGCAACUUCCAUCCAAUCUAUCCUCCUCCAACCUCGAACUGCCGAUCCAAUCGUAUGAAGUUCCAGAAGAUAUGACCAUUUCCGAGUUCCAAGAUGAAGAUGUUUGGUCUCUCAUCGAACCUGCCAUCAGCCCUGUUGCAACCCGACUCAGGUCUGCAAAUACACCGGCAACAGAAAAGGCCGCUGCGAUGGAGGAGGGUGGGGGUUUUUUCGAUAGCGACGUAGAGACACCUCCAGCCACGGCCAUGAACGAAAAUCGAAUUGAUCCUGUAGAAGAAACGGUAUACGAACCACCAACAAGUGAUGAAGAUUCAGGAGAAGCUGGACCAGACAAAGUACAACGAGGUUCUGCAAAAAAUGGAUUAUACUUAGAGAAAUUGCCCUUCAGACUCGAGACGCCAGCCAUCCCAUCACCUUGGCAUGCAGCCCCGAAAGUCCCUAACGUACAGCAAAGUCAAUCAUCAUUGGCAGGCGUAUUUAGCAGUGCCAGAACUCGGUCGCGCUCUGGUAGUACGGAGGCACUGAAGAAGUUCUUACCUAGUCUGCCCUCUAUGGCACAAGUGGGAAACCUUUUUGGAUCAUCUAGUUCCCAAAGGCCCAGCUCCAGAGAUGCUUCUCCAUCGAAUGAGUCUAGGUAUGGCCGGUUUGCUCGCUCAGCUACCAUGUCUGUUUGUAGUAGCCAAUCUCCGCCUAGCAAGUCUACUACUAAACCUCAUGCCCAUGGACCCAUAAUCGCAGCUCGGCCCCAUCUGUCAACAAUGCAAAGUGCCACAGUAACCCAAAGACCCAAAGCUGUAAGGCGAUCAACGUCGAACGAUUCAUUACUUUACCAUUCCUUAUCAAGGGCCUCAUCUCUUGGUGAUGACACUCGAUUCGAAAGCCAACAUGAUCAAGUCAACUCACGUGUGAAAGCCAUCAGGGACUCUUUACAGGAUCGAUCUAGCUUCAAGAUGCCACAGUUGCCAAGCAUGCCCAGUAUUCCAAGUAUGCCCCGUGUUUCCAGUUUCGGUUUCAACAAGAGCUUUUUGAAUGUCAACAAUGUACCUGCCAGAUGGAGACCAGAAACUGAUAUGUUACCAGGGGUUUUACCAGGAACUAUAACCAAGAAGAAGCCUUCUGGCGCAAUUACCCAGCCUACCGUGGCCUCUGGAAUGGUUGGGGCUGCAGUUUCGCAGCCAGAGGCGGCUAUUGAUACUGCUAGACCUCUUGGCGAUGGCUCUAGUGCUUUAGACCGGGCCAUGGAGACUCUCACUGGAGACGUAGUGAUGAUGGGUGGCUAUAGAGGUUCGAUACUCCGGUCAGCGAAAACGCAACGUCAAGUCUGGGUCCCUGUCAAAGUGGGUCUAAAUAUUCGGAAAGUCGAUUUGGAGGUAGGCCUUGACCCAGAAGACGAAGAGAGGAUGGAAGAGACAAUUUACCCAUCGGGAAUGCUUCAAAAUAUCGGCCCCGUCGAUAUAUCGAAACGUUUAUUCAAGCGCCUGAGCGAAUGCGAGAAUGCGAAGAAUGGCAAGUUGAGAGUUUGGGACUAUGGUUAUGAUUGGCGGUUAAGUCCGCAUCUGUUGAGUAAACGACUCAAGAAAUUCCUGGAGGGAUUGCCCUCCAAUCAACCAUCAAAAGAUGACUCAAUCAAAGGGAACGGUGGUGCCUUGGUUAUUGCACACAGUCUGGGCGGUUUGAUCACUCGCCAUGUGGUCAACGAGUGCCCAGAGCUAUUUUCCGGUGUCAUCUAUGCCGGUGUGCCCCAAUCAUGUGUGAACAUUCUGGGCCCAAUACGAAAUGGCGAUGCUGUUUUGUUAAGUUCACGGGUCCUCACAGCUCAAGUCAAUUUUACGUUAAGAACAAGUUUUGUCUUACUGCCUGAAGAUGGCAGCUGUUUUGUUGACAUAAACACCAAAGAAAAGUACCCGGUGGACUUUUUUAGCUUGGAUGAUUGGAUCAAGUACCGCUUCUCGCCUUGCACUGACCAGCCAUUACCCCCUCGAAAUCAACAAAGCAGCGCCCUUGGUAGCUUACUCAACAUGUCAAGUAGUCUUUUAAAUUUGCCAAUACCUGGCAAGAAAUCAAUCUCUGCAGUCUCGAGCCCCAAUUCGCCAAACUUUCCCGCCAAUGGCUUCGAAGAUAAUAGAAGCCAUUCUCCACCCACGAAGACUACGCGUGCAGCUGACAUCCUGCAUAAUCUCGAAGGAGGGAACGACCGCACUCUCGCGCCUCAAAUGGGCAGCAACAGCAACCCAAUGAACAAGGGCCAAAGCACCUCUCAAUCCGUCUCUACAGCCGUUACCCUACCGCGGGACAAAGCCAUCGCCUACUUGAAGCGUACACUCGCCGAAACGCUUAAGUUCAAGAAAGAAUGCCACUACAAGCCUGAACUGGGGGAGACGAAUAGAUACCCUCCACUAGCGCUGAUAUACGGGAAGGGUAUCCCAACGUGUAAUGGUGCCAAGGUUGAUGGGAGAGAAGGCAUUCCGUGCUCGGAUGUCUAUGAUAAUCUGUCGUUUGCUAGUGGUGACGGCGUGUGUCUUGCCAAAGAAGCAAUGCUACCGCCGGGUUAUAAGGUUGCGUAUGGAGGGAGGGUCAACAGUGAUAGGGGACAUGUGACGUUACUUGGGGAUCUAAAUGCGGUCGGGAUGGCGAUGGAGGCUGUUAUGAAGGGAAGGGCGAAGGGGAUUGGGUUGGGGGUGGUGGAAAAAGGUGAUGCUUGA
This is a messenger RNA of Lachnellula hyalina, 2784 nucleotides long. RefSeq lists its product as uncharacterized. The transcript has a single exon. NCBI's taxonomy places the organism in Eukaryota, Fungi, Ascomycota, Leotiomycetes, Helotiales, Lachnaceae. Gene Ontology annotation, molecular function: triacylglycerol lipase activity. The coding region runs from base 1 to 2784 and encodes 927 amino acids. The record is from RefSeq and is a predicted model, not a curated record.